Hibiscus syriacus is the source of this 842-nucleotide messenger RNA. Its product is annotated as F-box protein SKIP27-like. Gene Ontology annotation, molecular function: protein binding. The transcript has 3 exons. NCBI's taxonomy places the organism in Eukaryota, Viridiplantae, Streptophyta, Magnoliopsida, Malvales, Malvaceae. The record is from RefSeq and is a predicted model, not a curated record. The coding region runs from base 161 to 706 and encodes 181 amino acids.
UUUGUUUCCUUCGUUUAGCAGCAAAACAAUUCAGUCAUCUUCUCUCAAUUCUUAGGGUUUAUCACAUCUCUGUAUCUAAAACAAAAAUUUUUAAAAUCUAGCCUUUGAAGAGUGGGUGUUCGAUAAAUUAUCAAAACACUGUACUUUUUUUUUGGGACAAAUGGGUUUGGGCAGAGUAUACCGUUCGUCUUCACUGAACUUGAAACACGGAGUAAAUGAGGAGGAAGAGCCACGGAUAGGGUUCGUGAGAUGCACGUUUGGAUUGGGGAGGAAAAGAGUCGGGAUAUCAAAUGAGAUGGAGGAUUUAACGCCUCUUGAUUCUGACACCAAAGUUCCAUUAUUGAAGAGGCAGUGCAGCGAGAGGAUGGCGGUGAUGCUGACGGCAGAUGAUUACCAUGAAAAAUCUGCUUUCGAAUCACUUCCUCGAGAUGUUCUUAUUAGGAUUAUUUGUGGUGUGGACCAUGAAGAUUUGAAACAACUUUUUAACGUUUCUAAAUCAAUCAGAGAAGCUACUGUAAUUGCAAAGCAGUCAUAUUUUGCUUAUAGCACACCGAAAAAGGUGAAAGCUUUUCGAACGUCCAUAGAAUUGGAGGAACCAUGUGAAUUCGACGACAUUGAAGCUCCAAAUGCGCCAAGGCAAAUGAGGUGUCACAGGUCAAUCAACAGGAAGAAACUUGUUGCUAUUUCAGUGGCACUAUUUGAUUGACACGGAAAGUUUGUAAAUAUAUCUUGUAGUAGUAAAAGUGUAAAUUGAAAAGGGUUUGAUUCGUGAAUCUGGUCGUGGGAUCUUUGUACAUGGGUAUGAUUCUUUACAAGCUAUUUCUUCAAAUGUUUCGUUGAAG